This is a messenger RNA of Cuscuta campestris, 2448 nucleotides long. Lineage: Eukaryota; Viridiplantae; Streptophyta; Magnoliopsida; Solanales; Convolvulaceae. The record is from the annotation of a GenBank genome assembly.
CAACACACUCUCUUUCUCUGUCCCCUUCCAUCGCAACAUUCGUCCUUCCCAGGACCAAUCCAGAACACGCCCGUUAUCAAAAGAAGCUAAAAUCGGAAAGGAAAAGCAAAUUUAUGAUCAAUGCACGUAUUGUUUGAUGUAAAUUAACCUAAUCGGAUCAUCAGGUGAUUGAUUGAAAUGUUGAAGAGAUUGAGAUUUAACAAAGUUCAUGUAUAUCCGGAUGCAUUGCACGCCGAUAUGUUUUUGUGUGUGAACAGAUUUUGAAAAUCAAUCCAUAAUUAAGGCGGAAUUCCUCGUUUUCACCGUAUAUAGAUUUAGGUUGAUUUAGCAGAUUACGGGUGAGGAAGAGGAAGGGACGGUUGAAUUGCGCCGAGGGCGGAACUGAUGUUGAGCAGUGGAGUUGUCGCGCAGAAGAAGAAGAAGAAGAGUCGUAAUUGCGGCGGUGGAGACGGCGCCGUGGGCGGUGGUGCUGCCAUUCUGCCAUCUAGGGUUGUAGGCUUGGAGUAUUGGAAUUGGGUUCGGCUGAGGUUGGGUGAGGAGGGAGGAAGAUGCAGCUGCGCUUCUCACCUAGCAUGAGAAGUAUAACGAUCUCAAGCAGCAGCAAUGGAGGUUUUGGUGAUUUGAUGAAGAUCAAGGUCGCAGCUCGCCAUAUAUCUUACCGAACGCUCUUUCACACCAUUCUUAUCUUGGCUUUCUUCCUGCCUUUCGUCUUCAUUCUCACAGCUGUUGUUACCCUUGAAGGCGUCAACAAGUGUUCCUCGCUCGAUUGUUUAGGCAGGAGAUUGGGCCCAAAGCUUCUUGGAAGAUCUGAUGACUCAGGGAGGCUUGUUAAGGAUUUUGUUAAAGUCCUAAACCAAGUGAGAUCUGAGGAAGUGCCAGCAGACUUGAAGCUCCCAGAUUCAUUUAGUCAACUUGUCUCUGAAAUGAAAAACAAUAAACACAAUGCAAAAGAGUUCGUACUUAUAUUGAAGGGAAUGAUGGAGAGAUCUCAAAGAGAAAUCAGAGAAUCUAAAUUUGCAGAGUUGAUGAAUAAACACUUUGCUGCAAGUUCAAUCCCAAAGGGAAUUCAUUGCCUCUCACUUCGGCUAACUGAUGAAUAUUCAUCCAAUGCAAAUGCACGCAAACAAUUGCCUUCACCAGAAUUACUCCCGUUGCUAUCUGACAACUCGCUACACCAUUUUGUAUUGUCAACUGAUAACAUCUUAGCUGCUUCUGUGGUGGUCAAUUCAGCUGUUCAGUCAUCUGCGAAACCUGAAGAGAUUGUUUUUCAUGUCAUCACUGACAAGAAAACUUAUCCUGGAAUGCAUUCAUGGUUUGCUCUAAAUCCUGUCUCCCCUGCUCUCGUUGAAGUCAAAGGCGUUCACCAGUUUGACUGGCUGGCAAGAGAGAAUAUUCCAGUGCUUGAAGCUGUAGAGACUCAUAGUGUUAUCCGCAAUUAUUACCAUGGGAAUCAUGUUGCAGGAGCAAAUCUUAGUGAUACUACACCACGCUCUUUUGCCUCAAAGUUGCAGACCAGAAGUCCAAAAUACAUAUCUUUGCUCAAUCAUCUUCGCAUAUAUCUGCCUGAGCUUUUUCCAAAUCUAGACAAAGUGGUUUUCUUAGAUGAUGAUGUUGUAAUUCAGCAUGAUUUAUCUCCACUAUGGGAUAUUGACCUUAAAGGAAAGGUUAAUGGGGCUGUUGAGACCUGUAAAGGAGAAGAUCCGUAUGUUAUGUCUAAGCGAUUCAGAAAUUACUUCAACUUUUCUCAUCCUCUAAUAGCAAUGAACAUAAAUCCUGAUGAUUGCGCCUGGGCUUAUGGAAUGAAUAUCUUUGACUUGUCUGCAUGGAGAAAGACAGAUAUAAGAGAAACCUAUCACACAUGGGUCAAGGAGAAUCUGAAUUCAAACUUGACGAUGUGGAGGCUAGGAACGCUCCCCCCUGCCUUGAUUGCAUUCAAGAGCCACAUCCACCCAAUCGACCCGUCCUGGCACAUGCUUGGUUUGGGGUACCAGAGUAAGACAAACGUGGAGAGUGUUAAGAAAGCUGCUGUCAUUCACUACAAUGGCCAGUCCAAGCCAUGGUUGGAGAUUGGAUUCGAACAUCUCCGUCCCUUUUGGACCAAAUUUGUCAACCAUUCCAAUGUUUUCAUCAGCAAUUGCCACAUCUUGGCAUAGACUCCGAGUUAGUUCUCUUCUUUAACUUAUUCUUUUUACUCUUCACUUAUUCUCAUUGGAAUCAUAUGAGAUCAGAUCGGAAACAGCUUUAAAUAUAAUUACAAUCAGAUCAGAGAAUCAGAUCAGAACCAACUGGAAAAGUUGAAGAGAACAAGUCCUCAGCCUACAUGACAUGACAAACAUAGCAGAGAGCUGAAGCCAUGGUUUGGUAACUUCACUUUUCUUGGCUUCCAUAGUACUCUUUCUCUCAGUUUCUCUCUUCUGUAUAUUGGAAAACCUUAAACAAGAAUCAUGG